AUGCACAUGGAACAGCAAGUGUUGGUUUGUACACCGUUCAACUUGCCUCAAUCUAUGGCUUCACUGUUAUCUCUACUUGCAGUCCUUGUCAUACAGACCUUGUACGGCUUUACGGCCCAACACCGGGAUGAUUCCGUCGUUGAGGAAAUCAAAGCCGCCGUUCCAGAUAUCAAAUAUGUAUUCGACACGAUCGGGAAUCAAACAUCAUCAGUGAUUACCUCGAAAUCCAUUCAAGGUGAAGGCUACCUGUGCACUGUGCGGCGUGGGAAAGCUCACACAGAAAAUGUCGCUCCGGAGAUCCAUGUCACGGAUGUACUGGUCUGGACAGCAUUUCUGAAAGAGCUUAACUAUUGGAAGUUCCAUUGGCCUCACGACCAUGAGCUGGCUAGUGAACAGUUUGAGAAACUACCGGGGUGGUUGGAUGAUGCACCGUGA
Molecule: messenger RNA, 435 nt
Organism: Aspergillus tanneri
Lineage: Eukaryota; Fungi; Ascomycota; Eurotiomycetes; Eurotiales; Aspergillaceae
Exons: 3
Coding region: 1-435 (144 amino acids)
Source: RefSeq, a predicted model, not a curated record